AUGUUGUCGAUACAGGACAUCGAUGAGGGGGAGAUUUGCUACUCGGCAAAGGAAAGCAACAAGGAAAAUAGGUCCCCUACAAGGGAAGCACACUAUUUCCGCUCACUUCAGAGCCAACUCGAUUCAAUGCCUGUUCCUAAUAAAGAUCUCGCCGAAACACCGGAGUGGAUGAGUGUGCAAUUGCUUCCAUAUCAACAGUACGGUCUUAAUUGGAUGAAAUGGCGUGGAGGAAACGAGCACUGGAGGCAUUUUGGCCGA
Mesorhabditis belari is the source of this 258-nucleotide messenger RNA. Lineage: Eukaryota; Metazoa; Nematoda; Chromadorea; Rhabditida; Rhabditidae. The record is from the annotation of a GenBank genome assembly.